Messenger RNA from Balearica regulorum gibbericeps (East African grey crowned-crane), 868 nucleotides. NCBI's taxonomy places the organism in Eukaryota, Metazoa, Chordata, Aves, Gruiformes, Gruidae. The record is from RefSeq and is a predicted model, not a curated record.
UUGUGACAUGGCCACAGAUGUAGCUGAGCCUGUGGUCCCUGACUGCAGAGGAGACGUAAAGAGCGGUGCCAGGUCAGAUGCUGACUAUCCUCUUCGGGUUCUCUACUGCGGAGUCUGUUCAUUACCAACAGAGUACUGCGAAUACAUGCCCGAUGUGACUAAAUGCAGACAAUGGUUAGAAAAGAAUUUUCCAGAUGAGUUUGCAAAACUUACAGUAGAAAAUUCACCUAAACAGGAAGCUGGGGUUGGAGAAGGCCAAGGAACUGCGGGAGAAGAAGAAGAGAAGAAGAAGCAAAAGAGAGGUGGAAGAGGUCAGAUAAAACAAAAAAAGAAGACUGUACCACAGAAAGUUACAAUAGCUAAAAUUCCUAGAGCAAAGAAAAAAUAUGUCACAAGAGUAUGUGGCCUUGCAACAUUUGAAAUUGAUCUUAAGGAAGCACAAAGAUUUUUUGCUCAGAAAUUUUCCUGCGGUGCCUCAGUAACAGGAGAAGAUGAGAUCAUAAUUCAGGGCGAUUUUACAGAUGACAUUAUCGAUGUAAUCCAGGAGAAGUGGCCUGAGGUGGAUGAUGAUAGCAUUGAAGAUCUUGGAGAAGUCAAGAAGUGAUAGUGAAAGACUACCUUUAUUUAAUUAUAUGGUUAUAAAUGAUGUAGCCAAAGCGAGGCUUCUAAGUCCAUUUGCUCUGCAGUGAAACUGUGGAGAACCCGUAUCCUUGGCAUUUUCACUGCUCUGUAUAGGCUGCUUGUUUGUUUUUGUUUUGGUUUGGGGUUUUUUUUUUUUGUUGUGAUAUUUGCCAAAGUUAAAUUGGGGUUCUAUCAUGCUUAGGCAUGAAGUAGAUUUAAAUAAAAUUACUGUUCCUCACUGAAUACA